UUUGAAUAGAAAGACUUCACUUACAUGCUCUGGAAGAUCAAACAGUCCACGCGUUGAUUCUGGGGCGGUUUGAUGAAAUGUGUCCAUGAAGAUGGAGGGUAUGGUUGCACAGAUGCGGCUGCAGUCUUUAUUGGGAAAAUUGGCCUGCACUGGAGCGCCUGGAAUAAAUUGGCCACUUUAAUUUUUAGAGUCGUGUUUUUUAUAGCUUAUUUAUUCAAUGUUGAAUCAACCUCAAGCACGCCGGUUUCCACCUCCAUGCCGCUUUUUUUCUAAAGGCACUUGCAGAGCCGGCGAACAAUGCUCGUUUGCUCACAUUCUACAAGCUGUCAGCAAGCAAACAACCCUGCCAGAUACCCUCAUUGCGGACUUACAAGCACACGCUCUUUCCAAUAGAGAUCAACGACCAAUCGCCUCGGGUUCUCGUCGCAGAUCUACUGAUCUACAUUCCACCGAGGUUCAAAAAGGAAUCCAACGAUCCCAAAUAGCGCAAUUGGAGCGUCACUAUGCUUCGACUUUCGCCGUUAUUAUGAAUAGUUCGACAAGUACUAUUGUUCAAGUCGGUAUCAAACCUCCACACGACUUUACUUACGACCUGACAUCGCUAGUUAUCCAGAUAUCAGUGCCUACCAACUAUCCUCGAUCGCCCACUACAAUUAAAGUUCAAAACUGCGAUAUACCCAAAGGGUUUGCCAUUAAUCUUGAGAGAGGAUAUAAUGAGCAUAUGAGUAGCCAUUCGCCUGAGACCCAACCUACAUUGAUUCAACAAACUACCUGGUUAGAAAAACAUAUGGAAACCCUUCUCAGUCGACCUCCAGCCACCACCAUGCGUUUUGUAAAAUUCAAGAGCAAUUCAGCCAAUGCACCAGAGGCAAACUCGACAGAGGAAUUACAAGUGGAGAACAGUGCUCCCAGCAGCAUUAAGCCUCAACCGCAGCCUCGAAGUAGAUAUAGUGCCAAUCAAUUAGAGAAGGCAAAGCUGGCUCGUGAUCGCCAUCUGAAGCAGUUGGAAACUCGUUUUCCAGAUAGCUACCGCAUGCUACGAUCUGACAAUCAUGGUACCAUUAUAUACCUCCGUAUUGAGCUAUCAGACCCCUCAUUCGGCUUGAAAAGUAUUUUUGGAGAUACUAUGGAUAUGUGCAUUACAGUACCGCCAGUCUACCCUCUCGAACCUUGUCAAAUCGAGAUAAUGAACGACAAUUUGGAAGAUUGGAGAUUAUUGAAUAUUGCCUAUGGAUUCCAGCAACAUGUAGUAGAAGCACCAUCAUCAUUAUUUCAACAUUUGAACUGGCUUGUUCGUAAUUUGGAUGAUCUCAUGAAGCAAAGUAAACCCCGAGAUGCAACUGUCAAUGAAGGACUUGACCAACAAACAGUGUCUGCACCACCAAUACCAUCACCAAAAUCCAAUAUUACAGACGAUCUAGAUGCUAUCAAAAGCAAAAAGGUCUAUGUGACAGAUCCGAAGGAACUGAUCCCUCCUUCGCAAAUAUCAAGUUUUGAAAAGAAUGACAAUUCAAGUCAAGUUAAUUUGUUAGGCAGCCCAUCAUCAGGCUCUGAUAGUGAGCCAACCUCGUUUUCGGCCGGAAGCAAACAUUCAAGAGCGCGGGGUGGCAUGGAGAUACGUCACCCCGAUGUAUCUCUGGAGAAUAUUGCACUUUUACAAGUCGCUUCUAUCUCUCUCUCGCUCAAAUGUAAUCGAUGUCGAAGCAAAUUUGCUAUAACCGACCUCCCUGUAGAAAUCCUAGAUAAGGCAGACGAAUCAUCCUCUGUGGAAGUUAGCAUUGGAGAACGAUGGCUUGCUUGCUCAACCUGUACACAAAUUUAUGGCGUUAAAGUGUUCCCAGAUUAUAUACAUGAAAACUCCAUCACCCUCGGAUUAGUGCAAACAGCAAAAUGCACACCUAUUCAAGUCUUACCAUCAAAGUACUUGGCUGUAUGUGCUAGAUGCGACUCAAACUGUAAAAACCCCAUAACAGUCGCAUCAUUUGGGCAAAAAGUGACAGUGGCAUGUCGAGCUUGUCAUACGCCAUUAUCGCUGAUGAUCGAUAAAUGUACCAUGGUCAGAAUAGGUGGACUUGCGUCUGACUGGUUGCAGGCUGAUGAACAGGAAAUUUUAAAGGUGCAACGUAAAAAUCUGCAAGAGAAGUCGCACAGCAAAAUAUCACUUGGUCAGCCGUUACCAAAUACUGGAACUUGCCGGCAUUUUCGAAAAUCUCAUAGAUGGAUGAGAUUCGAAUGCUGUAUGCGAGUUUAUGCUUGUGACAAGUGCCACGACGAAGCUGAGAGCCAUAUCUAUGAGAUUGCUCAAAAAAUGAUCUGUGGAUACUGCAGCAGAGAGCAGCCCUAUCACCAACAGCGAUGUAUAGGAUGCGAACGGCUAUUGACUGGAUCAUACCAUCACGCCAGUACUGCCAAGAAAAGCGAAGGAUACAAAAAUCGUGCACAUGACUUGGUAACCACAAAAGCUGGACCGCAGCUUGCAUCUAAAAAAGAACAUCGUGCAGAGCUACAAUGAAGUGACAAUAGCGUUCUAGGACCAUUAGGUUGCUAUGCUACUGAUAUCGUCGUAGAGGAACUACCUUCUUUCUUAAUAAAAAAAGUCUGUAGCAUUUAUUUUGGCUUUGUCAGACAUAAUAAACCGCAAUGUUCACACGUAA
Messenger RNA from Umbelopsis ramanniana AG, 2654 nucleotides. RefSeq lists its product as uncharacterized. The record is from RefSeq and is a predicted model, not a curated record. Gene Ontology annotation, molecular function: zinc ion binding; protein binding. NCBI's taxonomy places the organism in Eukaryota, Fungi, Mucoromycota, Umbelopsidomycetes, Umbelopsidales, Umbelopsidaceae. The coding region runs from base 218 to 2512 and encodes 764 amino acids. The transcript is spliced from 13 exons.